Messenger RNA from Thalassophryne amazonica, 2563 nucleotides. RefSeq lists its product as uncharacterized. The record is from RefSeq and is a predicted model, not a curated record. Bases 31 to 1659 code for a protein of 542 amino acids. The transcript has 4 exons. NCBI's taxonomy places the organism in Eukaryota, Metazoa, Chordata, Actinopteri, Batrachoidiformes, Batrachoididae.
CAGCUGAGUUGGAGCAGCGCGCUGUGCAGGAUGGCGUCUUCAUCAGAUGAGUCUAUUUUUGCUGCAGAUGGUGAGACAGAUAGUUAUUUGUAUUGCUGUAUGCACCUAACUAAUGCCAAAACCAAAAUAUUGAAAUUCAGUGAAAAGAGCUGGGCUAAAUUUAGAGAGUGCUGCAGGCGAUGGCAGCCUUUAAAUUGCCCUGAAGCUCUCAUCGCCCUGUCCUUCGUCAACACGGACGUGGAGCCGCGUGCUGUUCUUCCAAGUGGUCUGCAGUACAGUGGACUGGUCAGAAAAAGGAAACGCCGUGGCAAUCCAGGAUAUCACCUUAAGUGCUAUCGUCAUUUCUGCAACAUCAGCCAUAUCAAACGAGCUGAAGACAAACAGAAAAAGGCAGACCAGAGAAGAGACAGAGGUGGAGAUAAUACCGGUGCUGGUCCUUCAGAGGGAGGCGUUCAGGAAGAGCCCAGUUCUACUACACAGGAAUUGACAGCUAAUGCAGAAGACCACUUAACAUCUCUCACUGGGACUCAUGAGGAAACUGCAAAAGAACAACAUGGUGUGCACUUAUCCAAGUGGCUUUUGCGCUCAUCAAUAUCUGAUGGCCAAGUUCAACCUCUUCCUGGCAAAAAACAUAUUUUGCCUGUUCAGUGUGUCAUCUGUAGGCGUAUUAAGUACACCAAAGAAAAGCUAACACGCAAGCAUAUGAAAGAACCGCUAAUUCAUUGUGCAGCUGUGCAUGGUGAUCACUUGCUCAAAGCAGCAAAAAUCAAACAAGAUGAGCAACUGUUACUUGAUAUUCAAGAAAGAGAUCUCAUAGCAGUAGAAGUGAAAUACCACCGCUCUUGUUAUCGGAAGUACAUAGCCUGGAAUUACAAGUCAAAGGGAAAUGCUAACACUGCACCGCGAGAAUAUAAGCAGUCAUUUCAGAAAUUUUAUGAUGAAAUCAUUCAGGAAAAGCUAAUCCAAGGAAAAGAGGUCUGGCCACUUAGUGAACUUAACAAAAUCUUCAUUCAGAUGAUAAAGGAAGUGGAAGGUAUAGAUGCCAAAGGAUACAAAAGUGGUAGGUUAAAAAAACGAAUUCAAAAGUCAAAUCCAUGUAUUUGCUUUUGUAGGCCAUUACAUUUGUGUAAGAGUGACAUUGUGUUUGUGGGUGAUCUGACGGUCCAAAAUGUUGUUAAAGAUGCUGUUGGCCAGAUGUCAUUGAUCCAAAACAAAAGUACUAGUUAUCCUUCAGGUCUUGGUCAUGGCCAAAGCUGUUCUUCAGUCAGUGAAGCUAGAUCCAAUAUGUUCCUGAUGGCUACUAAGUCUGAAACUAGCAUUCCCCCUGCCAAGGACUCUCUGAAAAAGCAUCCGGAAAGGGCAGAUUAUCAGGCUGCCAAUCACAGACAGUCCUUCAAGCAGGAUCCUCAGGUUCAUAGUCCAGAUGGACAUGGGCAGAAGAUCAUAGGUGAUUUGGAGAUAAGUAGGGAAGCUCAGCCACCACUGCCGGACUAUAUACUUGACUUGAUUAACUGCAGCUGUAAGAAAACCAACUGUGAACCACUAGCAUCAGGUGCCAAAGGCGGGUGCUUGUGCCGAACAUAUAAUGUCCGUUGUACAGAUCUGUGCGCUUGUGUUGGUUGUGAAAAUUAUGUUCCCACAGAGAACCUGCGUAGAUAAUUGGGAUUCUAAAAGUAAAAAUGGGGAAGUUGACAUCACAAUGAAUUUAGAUUGUGAGAAGCUGUUCAAAUAUUCGUUAACACUUGUGUGAUACACUUAACUUUACAUAAUUAGUUUAUUUUGUGAUCAGAUUUUCUCAGGGUUAAAAUUUGAUACUGUUUUAAACUUGAGAAGUUGGUGAAACUAUGAAAAUUAUUUUUGUAUCAAAGGAUUAAAUGAAACAUCCUAAGAUACAGGAAAUUAACUGAUUGUGUACACAUUGCUUUGUGUACUUACAUAUUUACAGCAUUUCUUUUAGAAAUUGUCAUGAUAAAAGCAUUCCUUGUGUUUCAUAAGGAUGGAUCCAGUACAUGGGGUAGGGGGUGUUGGUCAUGUUUUCAGACAUAAAAUAAAAAAGGAAUAUUUUCACAUAACAAAAUUAUGGCCUUCAUAAGUACUGAGGCUACAUCUUUAUUUUAUUUUAUGGUCAGGAUUAUCAUAGCGUGUUUGUGUGUGUGUAAGUAAUUGUAUGAUUCUGUUGACUGAAGCAUUGUAAACAGGAAUUUUGUUAAAGUUGAAAUGAAGCCCGUGCUCGCAUUAUCAAAGUGGCUAAAUAAUUCAAGAAUACUGUACUACAGGUGGAAUUUGAGAUAUGAAUGAGUCCUCCUGACAUUAAAGGACAUGUCGCACCUAAAUCAUAACAAUUAAGAUUUAGGCUGUUAGUGACCAUCCGAUGAUCCACCAGGAUUAGUUUGUGCAUUUCCGUGACUGGUUUCAAAGUAUAUGGCAUUCGCAGCAAACGGCUAUGGAGACGUCCGAAAAAAACAAAGUACUCGUGAGAACUCAGCGUUCCCAGCGUGCACUUCAAUGGAAUGUAGCUGCUAAUGUUAAGAACUGAGGCACAGAUUAAUUCCAGAGUUUACAU